CAAAAGACGAAGCAACUACAGGGCACGAGUCGGAUUGUCUUCCACAGAAAAAUAAAUACCACGUCUCAUACAGAAAUGGCAAUUCAAAGCAAAAUCAUCGUCGAGCCGAUUACGCCCCCGGCUGGCUUCCGGUACGACCUCGGAGCCGAACUCCGGGGAGCGGACUUGGAGAAUAUUUCCGAUGCCGACUUUGAAGUCAUUCGGCACGCACUCUACGAACACCAAGUCAUUCUUUUCAAAGGGCAACAGAAUUUGUCACCAAAGGCGCAGUACGAGCUGACACAACGCUUCGAUCCCGCCGCCCAAACAUACGGACAUGGAAAGACUCUCGAUGCGAAACGUUCAAUCCUUCACCCGGAUCUGAAGACCAUUCCUCAUCAACCGCAGGUUCAGGUCAUCGGCAAUGGUCCUGUCGCGGAAUUCCAAGGCCUGAAAAAUAUCACGCUCAAGCACCCGCACCACAAGACUUUCCACAAGAAUGUCAUAUCCGACGCCGACGAUCGCGACUUUACCCGUUUCUUCCGCUGGCACAUCGACGCCGCCUUAUACGACCUCCACCCACCGCGCGUGACAAGUCUCAUGGCCGUCUCAGUGCCCAAGUCCGAACAACAAACUCUUCGCUACGACGACGACAGUGGCGAUGUCCUCCCUGUGCCCCGUGGAAGCACUGUGUUCGUCAGCUCCUUCACAAUGUACGACUUGCUCUCCGAGGAAGACAAGGAGUUUGUCCGCACCACACGCGUACAAUAUGCCGCUCACCCAUACAUCUGGAUGAGCCAAGCCAGAUCCAAAUCCGACGGCCUCGGCCUCGUCUCUGAAGGCCGUGAGCUUCCUCGCUCUGACCUCCCCGAAAUCGACGAGAGCAAAGUUCAGAUCUUGCCCAUGUGCUGGCGCAACCCCGUCACGGGCAAACUCGCCCUACAAAUCCACCCAUCAGCGAUUGAAAAGUUGCAUCUCGCGGACGGAACCGUGAUCGAUGAUCUGCAAGAAGUUCGAGAGAUCGUGCAUCGGUUCCAAAGACCGGGUAUUGCUCCCGAGUUGGUGUACGCGGUGAAUUGGGAAGACGGGGAUCUCGCACUUUUCAACAAUCACGGUGUUCUCCACUCCGUCACGGGUUCAUUCAAGCCGGACGAGGUUCGGAUCUUCCGACAAUGCAACCUUGCAGCAAGUGAAGCACCGCUCGCUCCUCUCGUUGCACUCCAUGCUUAGACUUGACCUGCCUUGAAAUCAAUGGAUUUUCUCUCAAUGGGAUACAAUGAGGAACUGCGCCAUAAAUGCGUCGUGGAGAAGGUCUUGUUUUCUGGGCCUACGCCCGUUGUUUCGGUCGUGACAUUUAUGCAGUCUUUUUGUACAAUAAAUUGAGUGGCAUUUCAAUGCUGAAAUGAUUACGCGGCUUGAUCAAUAAAUUACAAAGUUGUUUCUGCUUGUGCGGUGUCCUCGAUGGAUGUCCAAUGCAAGUGUCGUCCCGUUGAUGAAGAACAUCGCCCUGGAAUGCGCGUUUGUCUACAGUCAGCGUCGCCUAGACUCGAGACAAGCUUGCGACUAGAACUAUGCUUGACCAUGAGAGAACGGCGUGAGCUUCUCCGUCAAUUUGGUGCCACCUUAUCGUUCCUCGCUCGAGCACCAAGACGACCAGAUCUUGCCUUAAACCUUGGAAGGAGGAAUCGCGA
Messenger RNA from Dissoconium aciculare CBS 342.82, 1670 nucleotides. Its product is annotated as Clavaminate synthase-like protein. The record is from RefSeq and is a predicted model, not a curated record. The transcript has a single exon. Gene Ontology annotation, molecular function: oxidoreductase activity. Bases 76 to 1209 code for a protein of 377 amino acids. Lineage: Eukaryota; Fungi; Ascomycota; Dothideomycetes; Mycosphaerellales; Dissoconiaceae.